AUUCAUAAUGAACGCAUUGGAAUUUUGUUAGAUAUAAUAUUAUUAAUUAGUAUGAUACUUGUACUAUUGAGUUUAUACGAUGCAAUUUGAUAUACAUAUAAUUGCUGGAAAAGAUAACAAAAUUAGAUAACAGUAUCUAUCCUUAAUGCUGAGAUUUGUUAUAAAAUAAUAAUUGUAGUUCCUAUUUGGAUUAGGUUUUUAUAUUUUUGCAUACGCACGUAGCGAUGUCGUGAUUGUAUCUACACAUGACGCUGUAGAUUUAUUUUCAUUCAUAUUUUUGUAUUCAUGUUUUGAUAUCACAAUUCAGUGCAGCCGCUAGCGAUUACGUACGUGUAUCGAGUUGCAACACGAUGACGUAGUUCGGUUGGUUGCAUCACACCCGCGACGUCACGGGCAACAUUUAUCACGUCUCGAGCUAUAGCCGAUAACGGGUGGGAUAGGCGAAUAUACUGGCCACGACAGGCUACAAUUGCUUAUCGAUCCACGUGCUCGCGGCCUGUUCAAGUUCGUGGUUCGUACGUACGUACAUACCGCGUCGAGACCCCCGCCAGGACUCGACAUUGUAAUUGUAGUGCUCGUAGUCUGGGCGCCAGACUAUGGGGUGGCUUUCAGAUCCUUUUGUGCUCGGCGUGGGUCUCUUCGAGUUAAGAGAACAGAUCGAUUCUCGAGAAUUUCUCACCCUACCUUCAAGUCUGCGAAGCGAAUUUAAAGUUUCCAAUCCAAGUACUUCCAUUUCCAUAGCUCAAUAAAUCAGUGUUUUUUCUUAGACGUACGUUUGCAUUAAUUUAGACAAGAUGAAAUUCGUGUUUUAUUCUUUUAUAUUUAAAAGGCGUAUUUUCCUUGAGACAAACGUGGCUCUUUUUUAAAAAAUAGUGAUUUGUUUACAGAAUCGUUCAUAACAUCGUAUAAAACUGAGAGAUCUCAGUCUCUGUCUAUAUUCUCAGGGCGAGGGUGGACAUAUGGAUAUGGCUAUGAGUAUGUGUACACACUGUACUCAUUGUCAGCUACCCUCAGCUUCUCGUCAUGCUAGUACCCUCGAGCAUAGCACAGGGUGAAUUUGAUGACUCAGGCUGCUUUACGCGAGGAAUGAGAUUACGUCCCAUCUCUCCACAUCUAUGGGGAUCAUAGUAGCGAAGGAGACAAAUAAACGUCUUGAUGUUGAAGUAGCGAAGCUACGCUCGAGGGAACUUUCGCAAAGUGAAUGUGUCUACGUUCGCCAUUUGAACAAAACGAUUUCAGUUUGCAAGUAUCUCUCCUAUCUAUUAAAUUAUCUAAAAUCUUCAAAGCUGCUUGUUUUUAUUAAACUUAUUUUAAGAUAAGGACAAUCUUUUGAUCAGUCGUUGAUUUAAUUUUUUAAUUCAAUGUCUGGAGUAGUCUGAGUUAUAGGAAUUUGAUAUCUUAGCGUGAAACAUCCCCUAAAUCAUUCUAUAGCAAGAAUAUUUUACUGACAUUCUAUUUCGAUAAGAUUCUGAUUACGCGUGAUCUCAUAAGAAAGUGUCAGGUUUCCAGGAUUUGUGUAGAAAGCGUGACCGAAAUGAAACGCGACGACAUGAAUGAAUAAUGAAAAAUAGUCGCGAGAAAAUCGAAUUUAUCGAUUGCGAACUGCAGGUUCUCCCGAUGGUAAUAUCAAUCCUCGACUUUACCCGUAGCCUGUGCCGUGACAUAAGUAUCAUUCUUGUAAUUGACAAGUACUUUAUACUCGUGUAUGCACUGGGACAAAAAAUUAAGGACGCUAUAUAUUAUAAUAUAAAAAAUUCAUUAGCUCUUCAAUUAAAUUCUAUAAGUAGGCAUUUAUUGUACGUAUGGACAUAAGAAAAAUCCAGGAAAUUAUACGUAUUUAUUAAAUAUAAUUUUACAUAAACAAGACAAUAUGCUUAGAAUUCAUGACUAAUAAAGAUUUAAAUCCGAGACAAGGUGCAUACACAGAUAAGUAUAUUCAUACACGUAAUGUGACUGGCUGAUAAACCUGAUAUGAUAUAAGCGUCUGUCAGUGGUGGCUAAUAUCUUAUUUAUUGUUGAUGGUCACUGGUCGGUAGGAGUACGAUUGCGUUGAUUGUCAGCCGCAUGGAGCGGAUUCGGGUUGAAUUGCGCGUUCGCUGGCCCCAGAGCCGGACGCUGGAUGCCGCGGCUGGAGUUAGUCGUUGACGGGACGGCGAACCGAGUGGUUCGCAGUGUCGGUACGUCCGUUGUUGAUGUAGCAUGGUCGCGUGACUCGGUUCCUAUCCUGUUCGGUCUCCUUCGACGACCACCUGCGCACCGUUCGCCAGCCGUCAUCUGGCUUUUCGUUUUCGGCGACCAACGUUCUUGCUCUCGCGUGCCGCUCGCACGUGUUUGUGUGUACGUAUUAUACGCGCGUGUAUUGGGAUGAGAGAAAGGUACGAGGGCAGGUGUUGAGGUAGGUAUACUGCCUACCUAGCCGGGAUCCGAGUCGUGUUUUCUUCGGGUUCUUUGGACCACGUCCAGUGCCUUCGUUUUCUUUGUUCGAUCAUACCGUCUCGUUCAGGAGGAAGAAACACCGUGCUUGGAUGGACAGAGAGUCAGGUCAAAUGAAUCACGAGACGAACUGCACGCUUGCACAGGCAGAAUCGAAAUCGAAGCGCCGAGCGAAGAAGGGGAAGUUCCGCUGACAUCCACACGUGGAUGCUGUGGCCCGUGUUGGGGGAUGACGGGCUGAGCCCAACGUCGCCCCCGGCCGCGGCGUCGGCCAGUCUCAAGGGGGUGAACAAACUGGCGCCCCUGCUGCUCUGCGCCCCCUGCAAGCCCACCAGCCACAGGAAGAACCAGAAUUCCACGCAGUGGUACGUGCAGCAGCCCACGUGGCGUUUAUGGGGCGAGGAAAGGGGCGACGGCGUCAUAUACACGGUGUACCUGAAGAAGGUCCGCUACCACAGGCCUACCAGAAGCCUCUCUGCGUCGGAUUCGGACGACGAAAUUUCGCAUUUGGAAUGGGAGACGGUGCGAGUUCGUUUCUUGAAGGCGGGCACGGUGCAGCGGUUGGUAGAGAGUCUGGCGAACGACGACGGGGAGCUCGAGUCGACGUACAUAAACGUCUUCUUGGCAACGUAUCGCGCGUUCACGACGCCGCGGGAGGUGCUGGAGUUAUUGUUAGCGAGGUACGAUGCUCUCGACGAGACUUCCGGUGGCGCCCUGACAGGUGAGCAGCACCGAAAGACAUUGGUGCAAGCGCUUCACGUAUGGCUGGACGCGUAUCCCGGCGAUUGGAAGUCGCCGCCGAAUCACCCCCUGCUCACCAGGCUCUUGGACUUUACGCAUCGACGGCUUCCUGGCUCGGAGCUCGAGCUCAAGGCAAGGCAUCGCUUGCACAGGUUUCAGCGUGAAGAUCAGAUAGAUUCCUGUAUGGUAUACGACAAUGGUCGAUUACCACGUGGUUCUCCGGAUCCGAUCGCGGAUCACUGGGCGAACUAUAGUUUCCCCGAGGUUCCGCACCGGCACUUCGCCGAGCAGUUGACCCGCAUGGACGCCGAAGUGUUCAAGAAGUUGGUGGCCCAUCAAUGUCUAGGUGCUGUCUGGUCGAGACGGGAUCGUUCGAGGAGUCACGACGCUGCUACCGUAUUGGCCACCGUGAACCAGUUCAAUGCCGUGUCGCUUCGUGUGAUAUCGACAAUACUUAAGGAUACGGCGUUGAAAUCACAAGAACGCGCGAGAAUCCUCGAGACGUGGAUCGAUAUUGCUCAAGAACUGCGAGUGCUGAAGAACUUCAGCAGUUUGAAGGCCAUCGUGUCCGGUCUUCAGAGCAACCCGGUUUACAGGCUGGAAAAGUGUUGGCAGUGUAUGCCGAGGGAGAAGCACGAAUUGUUCAGGGAACUGGAGAGGAUCUUCUCGGAGGAGAACAACGCGUGGACGCAGCGAGAGCUUUUAAUUAAAGAGGGCACGGCCAAGUUUGCGGACACCGCUGGUAGGAGCGACAGGCAUUUACAGAAGUUGUUCCAGAAACAGAAUACUCAUGCGGGAAAUAUUAGUUACGGCACGAUACCUUAUCUGGGAACCUUCUUAACGGAUCUCACCAUGAUAGACACCGCGAUACCGGACACCAUAGCCGAGGGUCUGAUCAACUUCGAUAAACGUCGAAAAGAGUUCGAGGUUCUCGCCAGGAUAAGGUUGUUGCAGGGUGCCGCGAACGCGUACAACUUUAACACGGAUCCGUUGUUCGAUCGUUGGUUUCAUUCCGUGGUAGUGUUGGACGAUCGCGAGGCGUAUAAGCUCAGCUGCCAAAUCGAGCCGCCGCCGCCGGGUAACACUUUGAACACGCGCGGGAAGAAGAAGCAGUGUCAUCAGGGUCACCGCAAAAACGACUCAAUAGCGUCCACGUCGAGUUCGAGCAGCUCCCAAUUUUACUGCGACCUGGAUUCGCUACCGAGCUCGCCGCACAACUCUCUCGAUCGGCGCACUUCACCGUCCCAGAUGUCCAGCUCUUCCUCUAGCUCGUCUUUGCCAUCAUUGGACGUGUCCCUCAGUUCCGGUGGUGGGAGCGGGGCGACGGGCAAUCAGCACAAUCGUCUAGCGCCGCCUGCGCCGGUGAACACCGCCGCGAUCAGUAACGGGAACGGCCCGAGUCUCGUCGGUCUGUCUAGCCCGAGCCACUCGCACAAGAGUUCACCCGAUUUUUAUAUAAUCAAGGUCACGAUGGAGACCGACAAAGUGGAGACCGAAGGUGUGGUGCUGUACAAGUCUAUUAUGCUCUCGAACAAUGAAAGGACGCCUCAAGUGAUACGUAACGCGAUGCUCAAACUCGGAAUUGAAGGCAGUCCUGAUCAGUACACGUUGGCUCAAGUACUACCGGAUCGUGAGAUGGUAUUGCCAAACUCGGCGAACGUUUACUACGCCGUCAACACUGCGCAUAAUUUAAAUUUUAUUCUAAGACCCAGAAAAGACCCUAACGAUAGCGCCACGGAAAGUCCUAAGAGCAAGUCGAGCCACAAGCGGUAGUGUUCACCGUUAAGAGGAUUAGACUUGAGCGAUCCUUUCCAGUAAUUUAUCGCGUUACGCCAGGAUCAGCUGUCGUUAUGUUGAUGUGCGAAAUUUUGCAAGAUAAAUCAAUGCUCGGCUGCGAAACUGAAGAAUCUCAUUAGGUUUGAAUUUAUUUUCCUUUUGCAUAUAAUUACCAAUGUUCGUUAUGUCGCGAAGUAUUUUUUUUCUCUAGCGAUAUAAUUUCGAAUGGCGUUGAAUUCAAGAUGCAGUACGAUCGUGUUUUCAUCUAUGUAUUUUUUUCACUCAUCGUACACUCGCGUUAACAUGACGUUAUUCUCACGGACGUACUCGGACAUACGACGCUAGCGUAAAUGGCGUGGUUCACGGGCUAAUUGUACAUAGUUUGAUAGAUAAUGUUUAGGAUUGGGCGCACACGUGAAUCGAACAAAAACGAAUCGCGAUUGAAAGGUAGCUUGCAAGGUGCGUGAAAAAUUUAGGAUUCGUGUGUAUGUAUGCGUGCGUGUUCGUGCAUCUUGUGUGUGCAUAUAAUUAUCGUAAUUUAUACAAUUCCUUGCGGAUUCCAAGAGAUUAUACGCAACCAUACACAUGCGACGCGUUAAGUGUAUUAUUCGCAGGGAUCAUUGUGAUUUUGUACAUAAGUUUAGUUUUCGUAGUGUGGCUUCGUUCGAUCGGCCGCGAGAAUCAAAGUGGACCUAAAUGAAACGAUUGUCAAUUAAUUUUUUCUAAUUGAAAAAGAAAUGGAAGAAAAAAUAAUAAUAGUCGAGGUUGAGAAACUUGUUCUGGCAACUAUUCGUCCAUUCCGUGAUUCGUUUUUUCUAGCUAUGCAUCUCGUGAAAAUGGUGCGCGGAUGAGGAAAAUUAAAAAUUCUGUGAUACAUAUUGGAAUCUCACGUUUUGGCUUUGAACUUAAAAAAAAACUUUCGAAAUCCAGCAUACUUUAAAGAAGAAUUAAUAUACCUAAUAUUACACGGUACUUCAAUAUCGAGAGUAGGUUCAUCUUGCAAUUAGAAUUUGUGUGUGAACGUACGUUGAUAUAUUUUUACAAAGACCUGCAUGCAUUUCUUAAAUAGGACAAAGGAUAAAGAGCACAGAAUAAAAAAAAGAAAAAAAUAAUUUAAGGAUCCAGACACGUCGAGGCCGUUCGUAAAUAUUUGUCGCGUCGACGUGUUUGAAUCCUGAUGCUUGAACGCAUCGUUUAGCUUAAGCAAUUUUGUACUUACCUCUUAUCGACCCCGAUUUUCCAGGAACUGUAACUAUUUAAUUAUAUGUGUUCGUGUACGCGUCGAAGUUCGUACAAGUUACGUGUAAUGCGAGUCGAUAAAAGUGAGAAUAGAUGGCCCACAAUUUUA
Ceratina calcarata is the source of this 6298-nucleotide messenger RNA. It is a transcript of the gene Rgl, whose product is annotated as Ral guanine nucleotide dissociation stimulator-like. NCBI's taxonomy places the organism in Eukaryota, Metazoa, Arthropoda, Insecta, Hymenoptera, Apidae. Gene Ontology annotation, biological process: Ras protein signal transduction. Gene Ontology annotation, cellular component: plasma membrane. The record is from RefSeq and is a predicted model, not a curated record. The transcript has 7 exons. The coding region runs from base 2641 to 4947 and encodes 768 amino acids. Gene Ontology annotation, molecular function: guanyl-nucleotide exchange factor activity.